Messenger RNA from Calliphora vicina (urban bluebottle blowfly), 3894 nucleotides. RefSeq names its product protein lines homolog (gene lin). The transcript has a single exon. Lineage: Eukaryota; Metazoa; Arthropoda; Insecta; Diptera; Calliphoridae. Bases 725 to 3613 code for a protein of 962 amino acids. The record is from RefSeq and is a predicted model, not a curated record.
AUAAAGCAAGAUGGCGACGCGUAAUGUGUGUAAUUAAGAAGUCGAAAAUCAAGUAAAACAAAAUUCUUCAGCUCUUUUAUUUUACAAAUAAAAUUCGAAAAACCUAAAAAAGUGCUUUUAAAAUUAAACAUCAAAAUGUCAUUUAAUCGAUAAUCACAAUUAUUUAAUACACUGAAAUGUUGCUAAUGAAAGAAAUGUGUAAAAAACAACAAAUGCUGGCCAGAAUAAUUGUAGAAAAACAUCCAAAAACAAAAAUAGUGUUAGUGUCACUUUAAAAAAAAGGUAAAUAAUAAUAAAAAUAUUGCGAGAAAAAUGGAAAUUUUGAACAAAAUCCAGUGAAUUUAGUGAAAAACUAUAAAAAUUUGAAGAAAAAAUGUGUUAAUAUACCAAAGUGCUACCUUAAAGUAACUCCGCCUAAGCAAAAUGCACACGUAACCUUGUGAAUGCGUAGCACGGUAGCACCUUUUGUCCAAUGGCAUCAUAGAGUUGCUUCUUCUACAACACACAACUGAAAAGAAGCUGCAAAGCGUUGCUUAAUAAAAAUUUCAACUGUUAAACUAAAAUUGUAUGUAUUUUUGUGAAUUUUACUUAUGUUUUUUUUUCUUAAAUUCGUUUAUUGCAGAUAGAAACAAAAAAGGAAAUUAUUCAAAGACUUGAUCAGUGGUGCAAAAAAAAAAGAAUUGUUUGUUAUAAAACAAAAGCGUCAGGAACGCUAUACUGCACAAUGUCCUCCUCACCAGAUCAAAACCCUAGACAACAAAAAGAUUUGGUGUAUGGAAAAACAAAUGGUAUGCCUAUAAAUGCAGGAAAUUCGAAUAUACACAAUAACAACACAAACAACCAUAACAAUAUUAACAACCCAGCAAAUAAUUUGGUAGCUAACAAUCUAAUCAAUAAUAAUGUUAAUAACACAGAACAGCCGCAAACGAAACGGCAGAAAAUAGAAAAAAUCAAACCCACAAAUGGCACAUCCAAGGCAAAGUUGGGAGUGGCAUCUACAGUUUUAUCGCCACCUCCUGAUAUUAUUGAUACGGGAGAGUCGAAAAACUUAAGCUCAUCGUCAUCAUCCUCUGCACAUUCCAUAACAUCUCCCUCGUCAUCGGAUAGCUCUACGAGUUCAACACCUUCAUCGUCAAGAGCUAACUCUUUGACGCAACUAUUAAAUGUACAAAACUUAAACCACAUCUUGCCUAUAACAAAUGGACAUGGACAUCAUCAUCAUCACCAUCAUCUGCACAAUCAUAAUGAAGAUGAUCUUAUGUCUAGCAGUAUAACAAAACAUUGCAACUCCUCCUCCUCCUCCUCAUCCAGCCACUCAAAUGAUGAAGUGGAUCGCAGCAGUUUACCGGACUUAUUACCGCUCAGUAGCCAAACUUCCAUAAUAACAGCCAGCACCUUCGUGUCCAAUAAACAACGGCACUCUCUUCACAUGAACUCUGCUAUGACCCAACAGCAGCAACAACAUUUGGAUGAGUUAACGGCGUCUCAGGAUAUGCGAGAAUUUGAAGAUUCCUUGAAUAAACAAUGUUUAUGCGGCGUCUCGGAGCGUAUGCUAAGAAAACCAUUUCAAUCUCACUAUUCCCUGGAUGCUAAUGGUCAGAAGCGUGUAGCUAAUCUAAGCGAGUGGCCCACCAAUAAAUUACUACAAUUUCUCUCGAAUCUGCAGCUGCUGUUUGACAUUUACUUGAAGCAGAAUUCGAAGGGUUUCAUUUGCGCCCGCAUUAUGGAUGUCUGUGAUGCGCUCAUACGCAAUGAUCACAAUCUGAUCGAUGAAAUUAUAGUGCUGGCAGGCUAUAGCAAUUCCUAUGUACAAUUUUUGGCGGGACGUGUGCUGGCUUCUUUUUUGGUUAUAGCCAAACAGGAAAUGGACGAUGAUUGGCUCAAGAAACUGGUAGAUAAUCUAUUUAAUUUUGAUCGUCUGGAUCACAAAGCGGUGCAAAAGAUACACUUCAGUUUGGAAAUCAUCAAGCGAAUAGUGGAAUGGAAAGACAUAGAUUUGCAUCCGCUUGAGGAGGAAAUUGCAGAUACCCAAAACAUACCAGACAGCAUGCCCUCUUCGUCCUCCUCAACGUUUCAUAAUUCCAAUAAUAGUGCCUCCGGUGUAGAUGAAAGUAAUCUAGGGUAUUUGCACUUUCAGGCCCACCAGCCAUCCCUAGAGUCCAACUAUUUUGCUGUGCACUAUCGUUCCAAUGAAAGUCUAGAUGGGCCCUCCUCGUCGGGCUCAUCAUCUGGGCAUUACCCACACAACGCCACACCAAACCAUCACUACAACAAUUUGCCAAAUCCAGCCUAUCAUCAACACCAUCUAACGCCGCACCACCAUCACCCCUCACUUGUACAACAACAGGGCUGCCAUCUAAUUACCCUCACAGACUCGGAAAGUUUUGAUACCACCCAUCUCAAGUGCAUAACCAUAAAGAUACUCGAAAAUAAAUGGCCCGCUUUGGUUAAGAACAUGUCAUCGCUCAUAGCCAAUCAUUUGGAUGUGGAAAAUGCCGAAAAUUGUAUAUUAAAUUUUCUACAGCUGUGGGAAAACAUCAUAUCGGUCAAGGCCAAUCUCUCUAUAGUGGAAACUCUGCCUUUUUAUGCUCAAUUGGAUAAGUUUGAAUUGCUGCUAAAUCAAAAUCUAUCCUGUACAGUGUACAAGCAAAUGUUAUGCUUAUUUAAUGAAGCCCUAUGCUAUGGCUCAACUCUGGCCUUGCAGGACAUGUUGCCCGAUGAGACUUGUAUGCUGGCCCAUCAAAUUGUGCGGCAUGUUAAGGAUUUUCGCAUACUCGAAUCUCUACCUCGUAGACAGCCCGAAAAUAUAGUGGGUCUAAUAGGUUUUAAAAGAAAACCCGUUAAUUAUGGCCUCAAUUCACUGCAACAUCAAUUUGGUCAUCUAAACGAUGGUUCGGAAAAUGCUCUCAACUCAAGCGAUGUCAUAGAAAUGGACAAGACUAUAUUGCAGAAAAUUGUGUUAUUGGUGCUUAAAUCUAUAGCGGUUACUGUCAAAGAAAUACGCAGCGAUUCCUCAGACUCUUCGAUAGAUUCCACAGACUAUGAUGCCUUUCAGGAUAUGGUGCUGAUCGAAAGAUCCAUACGUGAUGUGUUACGUAAAUUGGAGUCUUUUAUCAAACACACCCUGGAAUUUCAUCCUGAAUGUCAUUUUAGUAAAAUCUUAAUACAUCUAUUCGAUGAUCAAGACGAUCAUCUCAUUGAGGCCAUGGUGUGUACGCUGGACGUCACGGCUGGCAUUUCGUUUCGCAAUAAUGCCUUUCCCGAACUAGUAUCUAUGCUCAAUCCGGUCUAUACGUAUCUAGAGUUCCUGAAAAUGAUAUCGAAUAGCUCUGAUUUGCUAUUGGAUCUAUUGGUCAGCAAUGAGACAUGUUUUCUGUUGUACCUCUUGCGUUUCCUCAAAUAUAUACGCAUGAACUGGUCGAUGUUUGUACAAAGUUGUCAUGACUUUGGUAUGGGCUCAUCGACGCUGGAUGAGGCAAUGAGUGUGCUGAUACGUUUACGUUUGCAAAUUUCGCGUUUGGUAUCGCGACAACUAUAUCCCUAUGAUAUAUCACCGGUAUUACGCUUACUGGAGAGUUGUGAGAGUCUGUAUGAAGGUAAUGAACUUAGUUAGCCAGUUAGUUUUGUAGUUAAUUAGUUAGUUACAUAUUGUAGUUAGUUUUUGUAAUUUUUUUUUUUUAUUAUUUUAUAAGUCUAACGUUUAAGUUAGUUAAAGUUAAAAAAACGAAACGAAACACAAAUGGGCCUUAAUUUGUUUUGCAAAACAUUUUCAUCUUUUUCUUUUCACAUAUUUUAUCAUUUAAUUCUAUAUCAGAAGCACAGUAUUGCUUAAUUUUUUUAUAUUGGUUUGUAAUUCCUGUAAAACAGAGAGUUGAAGAAUUUUUUGAAAGCUCA